CCUGUCAGCCUAUUCCAUCGCAUAAAGCAGCUCGUUUCCUUAACCUUUUCUCUCAGAACAAACAUGGCAAAGCGUUUGAUUCCUUCAUUUAAUCGCAUUUUGGUUGAGAAAAUAAUCCCUCCUUCCAAAACCAACUCUGGAAUCUUGCUCCCUGAGAAGACUCCCAAGUUAAACUCUGGUAAAGUGGUAGCAGUUGGACCAGGAGCACGAGAUAGAGAUGGGAAGCAUAUUCCAGUUAAUCUGAAGGAAGGGGAUACAGUCCUUUUGCCUGAAUAUGGAGGCACUGAAGUCAAGCUUGGUGAAAAAGAGUACCACCUAUAUAGAGAUGAUGAUAUCUUGGGAACCCUUCACGACUGAUUUGCAGCUUGGGACCGGAGAAUUGGAUUCUCUAAUUCAAAUAUGUUUACCUUUAGGAGACUACUAUUUUACAGUAUGCUUAAGACUUUAUUUGUUUGGAGGCGUUUUGGAUGGGAAAAAGGAAAUGUUGCUUGCGAUCUUCCAUCAAUAAUCUCUUCUUACAUUUCGGCGUAUGCCGCCUUAAGUUAUUCAUUGGAAUUUUCAUGU
Molecule: messenger RNA, 564 nt
Organism: Hibiscus syriacus
Lineage: Eukaryota; Viridiplantae; Streptophyta; Magnoliopsida; Malvales; Malvaceae
Product: 10 kDa chaperonin, mitochondrial-like
Exons: 3
Coding region: 64-357 (97 amino acids)
Cellular component (GO): mitochondrial matrix
Molecular function (GO): protein folding chaperone; metal ion binding; ATP binding
Source: RefSeq, a predicted model, not a curated record